This is a messenger RNA of Tremella mesenterica DSM 1558, 821 nucleotides long. RefSeq lists its product as uncharacterized. The record is from RefSeq and is a predicted model, not a curated record. Gene Ontology annotation, biological process: iron-sulfur cluster assembly. Gene Ontology annotation, cellular component: cytosol. The annotation marks the transcript as partial. NCBI's taxonomy places the organism in Eukaryota, Fungi, Basidiomycota, Tremellomycetes, Tremellales, Tremellaceae. The transcript has 3 exons. Gene Ontology annotation, molecular function: ATP-dependent FeS chaperone activity; iron-sulfur cluster binding; ATP binding.
GACAAAGUAGUAUACACUUAUAGGUGGUGGUGGUAGAGGAAAGAGCUUGCAUAGACAUCAUGACAAACACCAUUGAAACACCUGUAUCACUUAGACUGUCAUCUGUGAAGAAUAUAAUCAUCGUGUUGUCCGGAAAAGGUGGGGUCGGUAAAUCAUCAUCCUCUGUUCAGCUCGCUCUGUCUCUACUCUCUCUGACUCCCACGACCAGAGUCGGCCUUCUUGACCUAGAUCUCACCGGUCCUUCGAUACCUCGCAUGGUCGGUCUCGACGUUCCAACAGCCACUGUGCAUCAGUCCUCGGCCGGCUGGGUUCCGGUGUAUGUUGAUCAAGGCCGACGAUUGGGUGUCAUGAGUAUUGCCUUUUUGCUCAAGGAUAGAGGGGAUAGCGUUGUCUGGCGAGGACCCAAGAAAGAUGGGAUGAUCCGUCAAUUUCUCUCAGAGGUUCGAUGGGGAGAUUUGGAUUAUUUGGUCAUUGACACUCCUCCCGGCACAUCAGACGAACACAUAUCUCUUAUGACGCACUUACACCCUCUUUUCAGUCCCAACCUUUCUCGACCAACCACACCUUCGUCCAUACUCAUCACCACUCCUCAAACCACGGCCCUGAAUGACACUAUCAAAUCCUUAUCUUUCACCAAAAAACUCGCUCUUCCAGUAUUAGGAUUAGUGGAAAACAUGUCAGGUUACGUCUGUCCUUGUUGCGGAGAAAUCAACGAUUGUUUCGGCCGCGGCGGAGGAGAGGAUAUGGCUCAUCGAAAUGAACUCCCUUUCCUUGGUCGGGUGCCUAUCGAUACUGUGCUUGUGAGCCUUUUGGAUGCAGCA